GAGAGGUACCCUUUGUCUGACAAACCCUGAAAAAGAAGCCUCUGGUAGCAGCCCUCUCCUUUCCACCUCCAAGCGUCUGCCGAGCUGCUAGGUGGAGCCCGCAGGCACUCCAGAUCCGGGUUUUGUCGGCCACCCCCUUCCCCGGGCUCGAGCCCCCCUCCGGGGUUCUGGGAGCUCUGCUGCUCGCUCGCCCGCCCGCGGAUGGUUCAUUCUGGCCUCGGCUCGGGCCCCGGCAGAGUCCGCCGCGCGCAAGCUGCAAGGCUCCGGCGCACCCGCGCUCCGACCGGUUUUCAGCGCGUCGCCGCUUCGAUUGCUCGCCUGCCCUCUAGCUCCAGUUCAGGAGCGGGGAUGCAGAUGCUGCGGCUGGUCCGGGUGGGCGCCUCCACUGCCGCCGCCGCUGUCGGCAUUUCCCGGACUGCUUGUUGCCUCGGCUCCCGCAGCUGCUGCCGCUGCUGCCGCCAGUGACUCGCCCCCCUCCCCUUUCUUUCUUCUCUUUUCGCCUCUGUCCUCUUUCUUCGGGUGUGCGCGCGCGCGGGUUGCACGGUUUGCUUUGGCAGAAGCUCGCUCGUGUGUGCGCGUGUGAGUGUGCUUGUCUGGAGAGCGCCAGAGCCUCGCUCGCUUUUGGGAGUCGAAGAAGAGAAAGAACCGAAGCGGCGGCGGCGGCGCGGAGCCCGGGCCGCGCGAUGAAGCUCCCACAUGCCCGCAGCUGCCCGGCCCGACCGGCGAGCUAAUCAGCCACCUCCCGGGCUCGGGGCUCGCCAGCCCCCGGGACGCAGCCCUAGGCGGCAGGGCACCCGCUCUGCCCGCGCGUCCCCGCGGUGCACCCGGGAAGGAGUUUGCGUGGCUCUCGCUCCAGCUCUCAGCACAGGUUGCGGGCGCGAGAGCGGACCCUCGGCUGGGAGAGAACCUUGGGGGGAGGAGGAGGAAGAAGAGGAGGAGGGUUUGGCGGAGAAGCCACCCCUGGCCCUCGCGGCUCCCCCUACCUAUUCCAUCACUCCCGCUCCGAGGCGGAGAGAGGAGGACGAGGAAGAAGAAGAAAAAGAAAGAGAAGGGGGGUGGGGUGGGAGAACUGGAUAUAAAGAUCGGCUGGGGGGAUGGUGGAAGAUUUUUGGUCUCCUCAGCAGCGUCUUUUCUUAAGCGGCGGCGGCGGCGGCGGCGGUGGCGGCGGCGGCAGCAGCAGCAGCAAGAAGAGAAGCAGCUCCAGCUAUGACUGCCGCAUGUUAAUAGCUGCCACUUGGGUUCCUGGACUGCCGCUGGAGACUGAGCCUGACUCCGAAGUUGUGCAACUGUGAACUGGGAGAGACAUUUGAACCCUCCUUUCUCUUUGCUCCGCUUUUGGCCCCUUGGGGUGUGUGAAGAGGAAACGUAAAGGACGACAAGCAUUUGGCUUUCCCCCUUUCUCUUUCUCCAUGGCUGUGUAGCACAAGAAAGGGAAGAGAGACUUUUGUUGUUGUUUCCUUGACUGGGGUCUCCACCCUCCUGCUGCCUCCUCUGUGCUUUACCAUUUUUUGCCGCCUGUGGUGGGGGUGUCUUCGCCGGGGCCAGUCCAUCCUUCGCCCCGGGCUCAAUGGCUGGAUUGUGGAAACUGCACCCCGCUGCAGGUUGUUGAGCAACUGAUGGGACGAUCUCAGGGACCGGCGGUUACAGAAGGAAUGUUUACUUUGUUAAGUCGGAGGAAAAAACAUGGAUUUUUAGCAAUCGAAGAACAAACUAAGAUUUCAUAUUUGGGAUAUUGGUGUUUCAAUUUCUGAGGAAUUUUUCUUUUACUUUUUGAGUUCUUUUUUUUCUUUUACAUCAUCAAUCUUGGAGUACAGAAGAGGAACCAUAAACACAGUGACUUUGUUUCACGUUUGAAACACACAUUCUUGAGGAAGUCUCACACCUUGAGUCCACAGCCAUGUGGCCAUCACAGCUACUAACCUUCAUGAUGCUCUUGGCACCAAUAGUUCAUGGUGGCAAGCACAGUGAGAGACAUCCAGCCCUUGCUGCUGCACUGCGACAUGCUGAGCGCAGCCCAGGAGGCGCUCUACCACCCCGACAUCUCCUUCAGCAGCCAGCUGCGGAGCGCGCUACUGCUCAUCGUGGACAAGGGCCUCGUGGAGCUGCCAGAGGAGUUCGUGGUCCAGGUGCCCAAGGAGCACAGAUUGCAGCCCAAGCUUUCAGCCGAGCCCCAAUCCCAAUGGCGGUGGUCCGCAGAGAGCUCUCCUGUGAGAGCUACCCCAUUGAGCUCCGCUGUCCAGGAACGGACGUCAUCAUGAUCGAAAGUGCAAACUACGGGAGGACUGACGACAAAAUCUGUGACUCCGACCCUGCUCAGAUGGAGAAUAUCCGAUGUUAUCUGCCAGAUGCCUAUAAGAUUAUGUCUCAAAGAUGCAAUAACAGAACCCAGUGUGCAGUGGUUGCAGGUCCUGAUGUUUUUCCGGACCCAUGUCCAGGAACCUAUAAAUACCUUGAAGUGCAGUAUGAAUGUGUCCCUUACAAAGUGGAACAAAAAGUUUUUCUUUGUCCUGGACUACUAAAAGGAGUGUACCAGAGUGAACAUUUGUUUGAGUCUGACCACCAGUCUGGGGCAUGGUGCAAAGACCCUCUGCAGGCUUCUGACAAGAUUUAUUAUAUGCCCUGGACCCCCUACAGAACUGAUACCUUGACUGAAUAUUCAUCCAAAGAUGACUUCAUUGCUGGAAGACCAACUACUACCUACAAGCUCCCUCAUAGGGUGGAUGGCACAGGAUUUGUUGUGUAUGAUGGAGCUUUGUUCUUCAAUAAAGAGCGCACGAGGAACAUAGUAAAAUUUGAUUUGAGGACUAGGAUAAAGAGUGGAGAGGCUAUCAUAGCAAAUGCCAAUUACCAUGACACCUCCCCUUACCGAUGGGGAGGCAAAUCUGACAUAGACCUGGCAGUGGAUGAAAAUGGGCUCUGGGUCAUCUAUGCAACAGAACAAAACAAUGGUAAAAUCGUCAUUAGUCAAUUGAACCCUUAUACCCUACGGAUUGAAGGGACAUGGGAUACUGCAUAUGAUAAAAGGUCAGCAUCCAAUGCAUUUAUGAUUUGUGGGAUUCUGUAUGUGGUCAAAUCUGUAUAUGAGGAUGAUGACAAUGAGGCCACCGGGAAUAAGAUUGACUACAUUUACAAUACCGACCAAAGCAAGGAUAGUCUGGUGGAUGUUCCCUUUCCCAAUUCAUAUCAGUACAUAGCAGCUGUGGAUUACAACCCCAGGGACAACCUACUCUAUGUGUGGAAUAACUAUCACGUCGUGAAAUAUUCCUUGGAUUUUGGACCUCUGGAUAGUAGAUCAGGACAGGCACAUCAUGGACAGGUUUCCUACAUCUCUCCACCAAUUCACCUUGACUCUGAACUGGAAAGACCCCCUGUUAGAGGAGUCUCUACCACAGGACCUCUGGGCAUCGGAAGCACCACCACCAGUACCACCCUUCGAACCACAACUUGGAGCCCAGGAAGGAGUACCACUCCAUCAGUGUCAGGAAGAAGGAACCGGAGCACCAGCACCCCAUCUCCAGCUGUGGAGGUUCUUGAUGACAUCACCACACACAUCCCGUCAGCAUCCUCCCAGGUCCCAGCUCUGGAAGAGAGCUGUGAGGCUGUGGAAGCUCGAGAAAUCAUGUGGUUUAAGACCCGUCAAGGACAAAUAGCAAAACAGCCAUGUCCUGCAGGAACUAUAGGUGUAUCAACUUACCUAUGCCUUGCUCCUGAUGGAAUUUGGGAUCCCCAAGGACCAGAUCUCAGCAACUGUUCUUCUCCUUGGGUCAAUCAUAUAACACAGAAGUUAAAAUCUGGAGAGACAGCUGCCAAUAUUGCUAGAGAGCUAGCUGAGCAAACCAGGAAUCACCUGAAUGCUGGUGACAUCACCUACUCAGUUCGUGCCAUGGACCAGCUGGUAGGCCUCCUGGAUGUCCAGCUCCGGAACUUGACCCCAGGGGGAAAGGACAGUGCUGCCCGCAGUUUGAACAAGCUUCAGAAAAGAGAGCGCUCUUGCAGAGCCUAUGUCCAGGCAAUGGUCGAGACAGUUAACAACCUCCUUCAGCCGCAAGCUUUGAAUGCUUGGAGAGACCUGACUACAAGUGAUCAACUACGUGCAGCCACCAUGCUGCUUGACACGGUGGAGGAGAGUGCCUUUGUGCUGGCUGAUAACCUUUUGAAGACUGACAUUGUCAGGGAGAACACAGACAAUAUUCAACUAGAAGUCGCAAGGCUGAGCACAGAAGGAAACUUGGAAGACCUAAAAUUUCCAGAAAAUAUGGCCCAUGGAAGCACUAUUCAGCUUUCUGCAAAUACUUUAAAGCAGAAUGGCCGCAAUGGAGAGAUCAGAGUGGCUUUUGUCCUUUAUAACAACUUGGGUCCUUAUUUGUCCACGGAGAAUGCCAGUAUGAAGUUGGGAACAGAAGCUAUGUCUACAAAUCAUUCUGUUAUUGUUAAUUCACCUGUUAUCACAGCAGCAAUAAACAAAGAGUUCAGUAAUAAGGUUUAUUUGGCUGAUCCUGUGGUGUUUACAGUUAAACAUAUCAAGCAGUCAGAGGAAAAUUUCAACCCUAACUGUUCAUUUUGGAGCUACUCCAAGCGCACAAUGACAGGUUAUUGGUCAACUCAAGGCUGUCGGCUUCUGACGACAAAUAAGACACAUACUACUUGCUCUUGUAACCACCUAACCAAUUUUGCAGUACUUAUGGCACAUGUGGAAGUUAAGCACAGUGAUGCAGUCCAUGACCUUCUUCUGGAUGUGAUUACAUGGGUUGGAAUUUUGCUGUCUCUUGUUUGUCUCCUGAUUUGCAUCUUCACAUUUUGCUUUUUCCGCGGGCUCCAGAGUGACCGGAACACCAUACACAAGAACCUCUGCAUUAGCCUCUUUGUAGCAGAGCUGCUCUUCCUCAUUGGAAUCAACCGAACUGACCAACCAAUUGCCUGUGCGGUUUUCGCUGCCCUCUUACAUUUCUUCUUCCUGGCUGCCUUCACCUGGAUGUUCUUGGAGGGCGUGCAGCUCUACAUCAUGCUGGUGGAGGUUUUCGAGAGCGAGCACUCGCGAAGGAAGUACUUCUACCUUGUGGGGUAUGGGAUGCCCGCGCUCAUUGUGGCUGUGUCUGCGGCUGUGGACUACAGGAGUUAUGGGACAGACAAAGUAUGUUGGCUCCGACUUGACACCUACUUCAUUUGGAGUUUUAUAGGACCAGCGACCUUGAUAAUUAUGCUUAAUGUAAUCUUCCUUGGGAUUGCUUUAUAUAAAAUGUUUCAUCAUACUGCCAUACUGAAACCUGAAUCAGGCUGUCUUGAUAACAUCAACUAUGAGGAUAACAGACCCUUCAUCAAGUCAUGGGUUAUAGGUGCAAUAGCUCUUCUCUGCCUGUUAGGAUUGACCUGGGCCUUUGGACUCAUGUAUAUUAACGAAAGCACAGUCAUCAUGGCAUAUCUCUUCACCAUUUUCAAUUCUCUACAGGGAAUGUUUAUAUUCAUUUUCCAUUGUGUCCUACAGAAGAAGGUACGAAAAGAGUAUGGGAAAUGCCUGCGAACACAUUGCUGUAGUGGCAAAAGUACAGAGAGUUCCAUUGGCUCAGGGAAAACUUCUGGUUCUCGAACUCCUGGACGCUACUCUACAGGCUCACAGAGCCGAAUUCGUAGAAUGUGGAAUGACACAGUCCGAAAACAGUCAGAGUCAUCUUUUAUUACUGGAGAUAUAAACAGUUCGGCAUCACUCAACAGAGGAGCCAUGGCUAAUCAUCUUAUAAGCAAUGCUCUGCUUCGUCCGCAUGGUACUAACAAUCCCUAUAAUACAUUGCUUGGGGAACCGGCGGUCUGUAACAACCCUUCUGUCAGCAUGUACAACGCACAAGAGGGGCUUCUGAACAAUGCCAGGGAUACAAGUGUCAUGGAUACUCUACCACUGAAUGGUAACCAUGGCAAUAGUUACAGCAUUGCCAGCGGCGAGUACCUGAGCAACUGUGUGCAAAUUAUAGACCGUGGCUAUAACCAUAACGAGACCGCCCUAGAGAAAAAGAUUCUGAAGGAACUCACUUCCAAUUACAUCCCUUCUUACCUGAACAACCACGAGCGUUCCAGUGAACAGAAUAGGAAUCUGAUGAACAAGCUGGUGAAUAACCUCGGCAGUGCAAGUGAAGAUGAUGCCAUUGUCCUGGAUGAUGCCACGUCCUUCAAUCAUGAGGAGAGUUUGGGCCUGGAACUCAUUCACGAGGAAUCUGAUGCUCCUUUGCUGCCCCCAAGAGUUUACUCCACGGAGAACCACCAGCCACACCACUACAGCAGAAGGCGGAUCCCCCAAGACCACAGUGAGAGCUUUUUCCCUUUGCUAACCAACGAGCACACAGAAGAUCUCCAGUCACCCCACAGGGACUCUCUCUACACCAGCAUGCCAGCACUGGCUGGUGUGCCUGCCGCAGAGAGCGUUACCACCAGCACCCAGACCGAACCCCCAGCGGCCAAAUGUGGUGAUGCCGAAGAUGUUUACUACAAAAGCAUGCCAAACCUAGGCUCCAGAAACCACGUCCAUCAGCUGCACACUUACUACCAGCUAGGGCGCGGCAGCAGUGAUGGAUUUAUAGUUCCUCCAAACAAAGAUGGGACCUCUCCAGAGGGAAGUUCAAAAGGACCUGCUCAUUUGGUCACUAGUCUAUAGAAGAUGACACAGAAAUUUAAACCAACAAAACUGCUAACACCUUGUUGACUGUUCUGAGUUGAUAUAAGCAGUGGUAAUAAUGUGUGUACUCCUAAAUCUUUAUGCUGUUCUCAAAAGACAAACACAAACUCUCAGACUUUUUUUUUUUUUUUUUUUUUUAACUGGGAUUUUUAGGUCAGCCCAGGGGAGAAAGAUCACUGCUGAAACUCCCCUGUGCCCUUUCCUUUCUUGUCCUUACCCCCUCAGAUGGAGACUUCAUUAUGUUAAUGAACGAGAUAUGAAGAAAAUGACACUCAUUGUGGCCUUGUUGAAUUAUGUUGUGUUUGUUUUAACAUCUCUGAUGCUCUGUUACUAUAAUUACAAGGACCUGAUUUUUGAAAGGCCAGAACAAUUGUUUGAAAUUAGUAACAAUGCUGCAUCUAGAUUGGAGUGCUGCACAAACAAACAUAAAAGUGAAGCAAAACUGUAUCACAUAGUGGUUUAUGGUCACUCACCACCUGUUCACCACAGCGAGAAUAGCUGUGGAAAAACAAAACAACAAAAUCAAUAAUGAAAUGGAGGGGAAUUCUAGAAUUAUAUGCUAAAUGCAUAUUUUAUGAUUUGCUGUAUUAACUGAUGAUAAAACUAAUGGCAGAAAAAAUUGAACAAUUUCUAUGUAAUGUACAGAUACUAGCAUUGCACAUAUAGUCUGCUUUCUGUUCCUCCAGAAUUUGAGUCCUGUUAAUGUAGUGGGAAAAAAAAAAAAAGAAAUUUUCUUUUUCUUUUGUGCUAGUCUUGCAAGUUUGUCUACCAGUAAAAAAAAAAGCAAAGUUUCCUUCUCUUUUUUUUCUUUCUUCAUUUUCUUUUUCUUUGCUUCCCACCCCCCCCUUUUUUUUCCCUUUAAAAUAUCACCUGGGAAAUAAAUAAAUAAAUAAAUAAAACUAUCACUUUAUAAGAAUCAUUUUCUAGUAAUGCAAACAAAUUAUUUUUUACAAAAAAGAAAAUAAAAUAAAUAAAAUUAGAUUACCUUCCCUCACUAUAUAUCUUUAUCCAGCCAGAAGAUUUCCAACAGCAUUUUUGCAAAUUAGAGCAGGACGAACUUUCAUGUUUACAGGGCACAUCUGUUGUAAUGCAAAGCAUAUUUGGCAAGCAGUUCAUCACAAAGACAGUAGCUAUGAUUCUAGAAGUCAAGAGGUGUCUAUAGGACUAGUGGGGCUUCUGCAUGUGAAAAACGGUAUUUCAUAGACAAUAAAGUGCUGAAUGCUCAGUCUGUCCCCAAGCGGGCACCUGCACUACCAAGUUUUAGAGGAAAUUCACUCCCUGGUAGUAAGAAUUGAAAGGUCAAAUUAUUUUGAAGUGAUUUUUUUUUAAAGUCUUCUGUUUAUUAACAGGAAAAUUUAUUUAUUUGACAGGAUUUUAAGUAAUGUAGGAAUACAAGAGGUAAAUUAGCAGCACAUAUAAUUUUUUUUAAAUUUAUGAUCCAUUUUGUAUGGUCUCAAAGUUGGAUGACCUCAUUACUAAUAUUUGUUGUAAAAGUGAAACUUGUUUGCCAACCAAUAAACAACUGAUUGAGAUUAGAAGAUAUUGUAUUGAUGUAUGUACUAUAUUAUUAAUUUUCCUUUUCAUUUUUCUCGCCUUUCAUUCCCUCUGUUUUCAGUAGAUAAACUUUGCUAAACCUCUGUAACCCACAUGAGACAUGAAAAAGUAAUCAAUCUGACUCAAUGAAUAACCUAAGCACAAAAUGAUAAUCAUUUUUGUCGACAAAGUCAAUCAGAAAACGGGAUGGGCAUCUUUAUGUGGGCUAAAAUAAGAUGCAUAACUUACUCUCAAGCAGGUUUAACAUAUAGGUUACUGUGUGCCUAUUUAUAAACCAGCUGUAGUUACUAUGCUUAUUUUAAAAAGAAACAGAUGUAAUCAGAUUCAAAUAUCAAGUUGCAAAGGAAUCAUUUUUCUUCUUUUGUAAGCUCCAUUUUGAUAAAGUUAGAAAUUUAAAUUCACUCAACUGGCUAAAAGCUGCAAGAAUCAUGGCAAAGAAAACAUUUAAAGGGCACUAUAAACCACUUUUUGUGCCAAUUUUUUCUUGUUCUAAAGGAGGAAAAAAAAAGUCCUUUCAAAGAAACUUUCUUGAUCUUCAGUUGCUCCAGAUCCUUUUCCAACAGUGUUCAAGCACAGAGUCCCUCCUAAGCAAAGUUACAAUGAACUUGCCAAUUUUUAAUUUCUCUUGUCCUAUGCCUUGGAGUUUUAUUUUUCAAAAAUCUACAUGCCACCCAUCUAUAAAUGAUUUUCUUAAAUCAAGAUGAGAAAGAGUAGUUUAGAGAAUGGCCAGUAAUCCAUACAUAGUUUAAAAAUAUAUGAGGAAAGAAAGUUUUACUGGGCAGAGUACUUCUUAACUUUGUUAUCACCUCAAAAUAUCUUACCUAUAAUUUCUUUGAUAAGAAUUUUUCCUUAAGUUGGAGGAGUAUCACAGGUUUCAGCAAUAAUGAAGUUUCCCUAACACCACACAGUGGCCAUAUUAGUGCCUGAAAGGUGUUUAACUUACCUGAUGCCUAGAUUAUAUUUGGCCAGAAAAGAACCCUUCUUUGACAUGUUUAAUGUAACUCCAAAACACACAUGUUGUCUGUGGAUUGUGAGUGCUUACCUUGUUUUGACAAACAGUAAUAUGUUAUAGAAGCAUCUCUAAAUUAAGAAGCUAGAUUCACAGAACAAUGGGGAAACUACCUCAAUUCAGCUUGCUGAUUUUCUGAUAUUGCUACCUCCCUGCUUGUGAUCUUUUGUGUUUCAUUAUGUGGAAAUUUGAAGCAGGUAGCCUGCCCAGCUCUACAUAGACCAAGUGGAAGAAAGAUCACUUGAAGACAUAAACUGGUACAAAAGUCUAUGCAGUACAAUAGGUUACUACCAAGCUCUUGCAUCAAGAUGAAAGGGUGAGAUAUUUUUACCUCUCCUACGUCAUAAUUGGUGUGUUUUCAGAGAAAACUAAGUUCCCAAAGAUUUUCACAGAAAGAGAUUUUUCCUCCAAAUUUGAUGUGACAUUAUGAAAAGAUAGUGGAUAGUUAAUUGCACAUAUAUUUCAAUAGAAAUUUGCAUAGAAUAUGUAGUCAUUUAAUCCUAUGUACACUAGCAAGGAUUCAAUUCCUGAAUUUCAGUUGUUUCCCCAAAUGCCUUUUUUCAAGCAAAGCUACUGAUGAAUUAAUAAUUUUAUUUUUUCUUUAUUUCUAUCCCUUGUGUUGAUUCCAUUUUUCUAAUAGUUUAUGAAAUUCAUUAUUUACCUAUCUGAAUAUUUCAAAUGUAUUUGGUUUCUGUCCAACAGACACAAUGUACAUGCAUAGCACGUUAUUUAACAAGCUGAAAGUAAAAGUUAAUUAUUGCUUCUUGGUAAAAUAACAUUUUAUAAUGUUUUACUUGCAUUUUCUUUUUUCUUUGAAAUCUAAGCAACAUGAUAUUUUGUCAGGACACUAGCUAAUGAACCUCAUAAUGGAUUGUUCCAAAACCUGUUCCUAAUUGAUAAUAUUUAUGAUGAAAACCAAAUUUUGGGAAGGAAAAAUAGGUUGAAAUUUCAGUUAAAAUUUAUGAGCAUCCCUCAUUGUUUCCAUUCUGUUAAAGCUGAACUUCUGGAGUUGAAUAAUAAAGUAGUAUGCUAAAAUUAUAAUAAUGACAAAAGAGAAAUGGCAUGAGAACAAUUUUAUUAAAGGAAAAAUAAUAAGGCAAAUAUAUUAAUCAAAAGGAAAUAAUAGAAAUACCCUUAACUCCCUGUAAAAAAUUCACAAUGACUCUAAAUUGAAAAUUUCAAAAUUCCCAUUAUAAUAUGAAAAUAUCGACAUUGAAUGAUCUUUAAAUUUAUAUUUUAAAAUUUUAAUAUUAACAGUUGCUGUGAUAAAACUUUUCAUAAUAAUGGAGAUAAGCAUAUCAAGGAAUUGGUAACACUGAUAAAGAUCCAUAUAAUUAAUUUUAGGCAAUAUCUUCAGUUUUUCCCUGAAAUGUGUUCAAGUCCACUGACCAGUUUACUUAAAGAUCAAUGUUAAAAACUUCUGUGACUGACUUUCUGCAUUAUUAUAUAGACCAAAAAGAAGAGGAAAAAUAGUGUCUGAAUUGUCAAUUCUCAACUAAAAAUACUGUCAUCCCAUAUUAAUGAAAAUAUUUUUUAAAAAUUGUUCAUUAGUACUGUACCAAAGUGCUACUAUUUAGAAUUUUUUUGGAAACAAAGUAAAACACUGUUGAACUACAAAUGCAUGCCAAUUCAAACACAGAGAAUGAAAAACAAAAACCAAAUUUAAUCUGGUUUUGAGCAAAUAUGAGGAUACUGGCAUGAAUGUUCUUUCUUUAACAAAUAUACUGAGAUAAAAUAGCAAUACAUACGAACUUCCCAGUGUAAUGUAUUCCAAGGUAUUAAGAAAUAAUUAGUUCAUUUUUAGUAAUUCAUAAAACUCAGCACGUCAGUCAUUGCUAUGCAUUCCUAAAUAAUACCUUACAUCUCAUGUUAGAUUUCUAAACAUUGAAAAGUCAGAAAGGUGGAUGCUUAAACUGCAAAACAGUUUAUGGAAGUGUUUCUGUGCAAAUGAAUUCUAUGUAAGACCCUUUGAGCUCAUAAAAUGGAUUCAUGAGAUCAUAAAAGUACAUCUAAUUUUGUAAUAAGCAAAAAAUGUCUAUCUUCAGCCACCUGAAAAAUAUUAUUAGACAUCUAAAUUUUUAUUUAUAGCCUAGAAGUGAAAAUGUUGAUAGGUGUUUCUUUCCUGGUUCAGUCAUAAGACAAACUUCUAUUUACUAAUAUACUCUGAUCACAUCCUCUUUGCUUUAAAAGGGAAACCGGUCUUUAAAAUCCACCUACACACACUUACAUACCAUAAUUCCUCUUAUUUAAAACUUUCAGAGAAAAUUAAUUACAAUUAUUGCAAACUUUGUGAUUUUCAUAAUAAAACAGGUGGUUAAUAGAGUUUUACAUUUUCUUGUUUGAAAUAUUUAUUGCUAUUCUUUUUAAAUUGUUUUUAAAGUCAGCACUUCUUUAACAUCUAGCUCCUUUAAGUUAAAUAUCUUGUUAUCUAACAUUAGAAUAUUUCUUUCUCUUAAUAUUAUGUCAUCUGCAUUUUUCUCAUUUGAUAACUUGUGCCUCUUUAUAGUAUUGCAAAGGCAAACAGCAAACUAUGAUUCAUAAGACGCGGGACACUAUAUACAAAAAAGACCUCUCGUGAAAAACAACACUUUUCAACUACAAUAUGAACAGAAGAACAGAACCAAGUUGGCAAGACUUAAUUUAGGUAACAGGACCUAAAUUAGAAUUAUACAGGAAAGGCUUUAGGAAAAAUAAUGAAAUCAUAUAUCAUGAUAAAAAUCUUAUAUAAUGUACCAAAUGCUGAUUUAUUGAUAAAUAUUAAUUUGAAGUUUACCAUAUUAUAAUUUCAUCCUGCUAAUGACACAGAAAACACUAUAUACUUCUAGCACUCUUUAGAUAUUUCUUGUCUAGCUAAACCUUGUCUCAAGAAAAAAAUCAAUAUUUUAUAAAUGUUUUAAAAAUAUAAGUAUAUUGCCUCAAUUCACCUUCAUUCUCUAAUCUACUGACUCUAUUGUACGGCAACACAGUUAAUGCUACUAGUAGCUUUGUACCUUUUAGAACUUUAUUAUGAAUCUAAUAAUCAUUAAAUUAAUAUUAUAUUGGAAUUAUGUACAUUGUGCAAAACAACUCAUAAGCAAUAUUCAUAUUACAGGAUAAUAUAUACAUGAAUAUUACCUUAAGGCUGAAAAAAAUAACUACACUGCUGAAAAUUUUAUUCUCAAGUCCUCUCUUCAAUUAUUGCAGUCAAUUCAUUGAAUUUUGCAGGCAGUUGUGCACAUGGUGGAUUAUCAAAGGACCACAUAAUCCAAAUGCAUCUGAAAGUACAUCCAAUGCUCCUUUCAUUCUAAACGCUAAAAGAAAAGCUUGAAAGAAGAGGAAAGUAGACUUCUAAGGAUCCAAUUUAAACAUGGUCAUUCAGAUUGAAUAAUUUUAAAAUGAGAAGGCUACACUUUGAUCUAAGGAAAAGCUUACAAAAGAUUUACUGAGUCAAAAAUCAGAAGAUUAUAUAUUUAAAGGAGUUCAGUUGGUCUCAAUUGCCCAAGAUUGCAAAAAUUCAUAAUACAUUGGAAAGGAAAUAUCUUUAAAAUCCAAGCCAAGCCUAAAUAUCACUUUUUAAAAUUUAAAAAUUCCUCUGAUUCUUCUGACAGAGGCAAAAUAAUCAUGACCCCAAAACAAAAUACACUGAUUGACCUCAAAAGAUAUUCGGCAAACAUCAAUGGUAUGCCUCUAUUUCAUGUACAAACAGAGAAACAAGAUGUAUCCCAAUUGUUUACAAUAAAAAUAAAUUUAAAAAAUAAAAAAGAUAUUUGGCAAAAUUUGUGUAUCAACUACCUUUUAAUACUAGGUAGAGAUCGUUGAGAUUGGAACUCAGUAUGAGGGACUAGGAUAGUGUCCUCAUGUGCUAACAACUGCCUGAUCCUCUUGAGUGUGUUUUUGAUGCCUUUCAAUUGUCCCAAUGGCUUAUGCUUUGACCUUUUGAAUCAUUUAAAGUUAGUUUCCAUGUGUUAUUUGACAAUAAAGAUUUUCCUCUAUCAUUCUAGUGAUAAAAAGUGGUAUGUCUUUAAACAGCUGUAGAUAAUCAGAUGCAUUCUUUUAUAAAUAAAUCUCAUUUGUUUGUAUAUUCUAACACUGACCUUUGCCUGUGACCUGUAAAAUCAAGAUCUGUAGAGUCAGGUUAAUCUCCCUUCAUUUGGCUUCUGUGAAUGCACUGGAAGUGGACAGGUAAUUUGGAAGAUUUUCCAUACCGUAUUCCCCCUCACCGAACAUUAAAUCUAAUUAAAGAUGUAUCUUUUAAAAACACAAUAGUAUACUUAAAAAAACUAACAACUAAUUGAGCUACUCCUCACUGUCAAGAAAAAUCACCAUUCAAAACAAAAAUCUAGCUAAUGCAGCUUUGGUCUCUUAGGAUUCUCAUAUAUCUCCACAUGGCAUUAUUCUUAUCAUAUACACCUACCAGAUUUCAAGUUAUUGGAUUUUUUUCCCUUGUACAACCGUUUCAUCCUUUUAAAAAAAUGCUCUGUACAAUCACAUGUAAAAUCAUGAGCUACAAACCUCAAUAAAAAAUAUCAG
Sciurus carolinensis (gray squirrel) is the source of this 13733-nucleotide messenger RNA. It is a transcript of the gene Adgrl3, whose product is annotated as adhesion G protein-coupled receptor L3. Gene Ontology annotation, molecular function: carbohydrate binding; G protein-coupled receptor activity. The transcript has 27 exons. Gene Ontology annotation, cellular component: cell-cell junction; membrane; axon. Gene Ontology annotation, biological process: synapse assembly; brain development; cell surface receptor signaling pathway. Bases 1898 to 6640 code for a protein of 1580 amino acids. Lineage: Eukaryota; Metazoa; Chordata; Mammalia; Rodentia; Sciuridae. The record is from RefSeq and is a predicted model, not a curated record.